This is a messenger RNA of Fusarium coffeatum, 1149 nucleotides long. RefSeq lists its product as uncharacterized. Lineage: Eukaryota; Fungi; Ascomycota; Sordariomycetes; Hypocreales; Nectriaceae. The transcript has 4 exons. The record is from RefSeq and is a predicted model, not a curated record. The coding region runs from base 1 to 1149 and encodes 382 amino acids.
AUGCGUAACCCACCUCUUGAGGUGGUGGCUACAUGGCCAAAGCCCAACUAUGAUAAUCCAGAGCAUCGUGGGCCUGCUCUGCUCAUCGUCGAGGUCACCAUCAUGUCCGUUGCCAUCCUCACCCUCAUGGCUCGUCUCUAUGUCCGGAUAUUCAAAGUCAACAAGCAUGGCCUCGACGACUGGCUUAUGCUGGCUGCCAUGAUCUUCGGAAUUGGAGUCACUGUUUGUGUCAUUCUCGCAGCCCAGCUGUACGGCUGGAACAUCCACGUUUGGGAUCUCAGAAAAUCACAAGCAGAAACAGGCAGAAAGGUUUCUCUUGCUGCUCAAACACUGUUUCUGUUCUCGUCAGGUCUGGCCAAAAACUCGAUCCUGGUCUCUUACCUGCGCAUUGCCCCUGCUCGUUCCUGGCUUCGGCGUUUGACCUUUGUCUCAAUUGGCAUUGUGACCUCCCUAAUCUUUAUCUUCCUGAUCGUACUAUGGACACAAUGUCGACCUGUCUCUGCAUACUGGAGUUUGACAGGAGGUGACAGCUGCGUCCCUGAAGGCCCUGGAGUCCUGAGCCAAGCAAUCACCACAGUCCUGACCGAUCUCCUUGUCUGUGCUUUGCCCUUGCAAACACUCUUUCAACUCAAACUUCCUCUGUCGCAACGCAUCGCUCUUAUCGUUGUCUUCUCCCUCGGUCUGGUCGUUGUCUUUGCGGCCUCCAUGCGCGCAUACUAUACCCACUAUGUUACCGACGAAACUUACGAUGUCACCUGGGAGGGUUUCCACCUUUGGAUCUGGACCGCUGUCGAAGCGAAUUUGGGAGUUAUCUGCGGAAGUGUACCGGCCCUCCGACCCCUGUUCAGAAAUAUGUUUCGAUCCAAGAGCAGCAGCUAUUACAACAACACCCAGUCUCACGCUUAUCCUCCCGGCACAGCCCCGGGAGUCGUUACUGUCGUCACUGGACCUAAGAAGAAUGGCCGAAACUGGAGUAACAGUCUCCAAAGAGGGUCGAAAGGAGUCAGGUUGGAAGACGAAGAUGCCGAUAUCGAAGGAAAUUAUAAUGAUGCGGCACGACAAAAGAGCACGGAUAGCAGAUUAUCGUCGCUCGAGUUGGUGACAUGGCCGCAGAGACCACAAGUUACCUCUUGGCCUUCCAGAGGAUGA